GUCUACCCCUGCAGAGGGGCGUUUGAGAGAGACUUCUUCAAGAGCCGAGGGCCACAGGAGGUGAGGGAGGUGUUCCAGAGGGUGGGGGUGGAGAUGCCUGACCAGGUGUUCCAGGAAGCGUGGCAAGAGGCUGAGAGAAGGGACCCACGGGGAGAGGUGAGUAUUGAAUCGUUCCGAGCCGUCCUGGAAAGGUCAGACAACCACCAUCUCACGUCAUCUCCUCCACAUGACCCCAGAGCAACACACAUUGGCCACACUGCGACACACAAACACUGACCUGCUAUUCCUACUGUAGAGUUAGCUACACACAGCCAGGGCUGUAAACAUCCACAUGAGAUUAUAAUGCUUUCUACCACCUUCAUGCAACGUUGUCAUUAACUGCAAACAGAACAUUAGAGCUGUUUUUAUGCGCAAGAAAAAGGUCG
Geodia barretti is the source of this 425-nucleotide messenger RNA. NCBI's taxonomy places the organism in Eukaryota, Metazoa, Porifera, Demospongiae, Tetractinellida, Geodiidae. The record is from the annotation of a GenBank genome assembly.